AUGAAAAACCUCCAUUUCAGUGUCAUUAUCAUGGUUAUAGGUCUUUGCUUUACUGGGACAAUGGCAAAAACAAGAAAAACCAAUAUUUUACUCAACUCUGAGUGUCAAUGGAAUGGGUAUCUUCUGCCAAAUUGUUCUUUUUCUAGAAAGCAUGCUAUGCAUGUAGACACAUCACAGGCAUCAGUUACAGUGGAUGCAAGUCUCAAUUUCUUUAGACUUCUCUUACAGUCUGCCACGAAAAAAGAAGAAUGGAAGAUAAAGCAUCUGGACCUCAGCAACAACCUCAUACCAAAAAUAACCUUAAGCACUCUGACAUCCUUAGAAGGGUUGGAAAUAUUAAACCUCAGCAAUAAUGCCAUGCACUUCAUCUCACUGGAUCUACCAGGUCUUAAGUCCUCGUGGGUGAAGCACCACAGAAGCAGAUAUGGCCUUCCAUUUCUAAAGGUGCUAAUUCUUCAGAGAAAUAAACUCAGUGACACGCCCAAAGGACUAUGGAAACUGAAGUCAUUGCAGAGUUUGGAUCUAUCAUUCAAUCAGAUAUCACAAAUUGGUUUGACUGAUUUUCAUAACUGCCUACAACUGGAGAACCUCUAUUUAAAGAACAACAAGAUCUUCAGAAUUCACCCAGAAGCCUUCAAGAAUCUCAAAAAAUUACAGGCUGUGGAUCUCAGCAGCAAUGCUCUGACCAUUGUCCAACCAAUGAUGGUCAUUGCCCUAGAACUUCCCCAUUUGGAAGUUGACUUGGCUGACAACCAAUGGCAGUGUGACUAUAGCAUAGCAAUCUUCCAAAAUUUCGUCUCUAAAUCCUGGAAGGCAAAAUGGAAUGACCUUUGCAACAAGUCUGUAGGGAAUGAGGAGGCAUUCUGGUGGACUCCCAAAAGCAGAAUUUCCAGAGAGACCCACCUCCCUUACAUUAAUCUGAGUCAUAGGGAAAAACUCCUAACAAGCCAAGCAGUGAGGCCCCAGGAAGGAAUGUCCGUGAGUUUUUCCACUUCAAAGAAGAAGGCACAUGUCAGCUCUGAUAUCAGUGAGAAGCAGAGACGUCUGCCAAGAUGGGUUAGUGAUGCCCUGGACAUUCAAACUCUUGGCAGAAAUGAAGGCACUUCCCACGACCUCAACCUGGCGGUCUGCCUGUCCGUGUUCAUCACGUUCUUGGUGGCUUUCAGCCUGGGAGCUUUGACAAGGCCUUGUAUUGACAGACUGUGGCAACGAAGAUGCCAGAACAAAAGCCCGGGUUCAAAAAAUACGUAUUCAAAUGAGGGCUUUUACGAUGAAAUUGAACCUGCAGGGAACAUGCAGCCCCCAGCCACAUUUCUACACCAAGCUUUUCAAGAUCUAAACCUCUAUGAGAACCAGGACUCCUUCUCAGUGAUGCCAAGCCCGCAUGCUGCUGUUACUCAUGACAGAGCUCUUGGAAGCAGCAGCCAGGGGCCUGGCAGCCUGCAGAGCACCACACGAUGUAGAAACAACACCGGAGCAGGAGAUAGAAAUGAUAACCUGGUUCCAAGUAACAGUGCAGCCUGUUCCAUUCUCCACGGACGUUCAAAUGCUAAUAGUAACAAUCCAAUUCCAGCAGCGCAGGAUCACAUCUAUAGGAAUGAUAUUGUCAGAGAGUUAAAUUAUGAAACUGUGCCCCAGGAAGGUUCUCUCAGUGAGAAUUCAGUGAGUGUUAUUCCAGGAACUGGCCAAUUACAAACUGUCUCUGGUCCAAUCUUUAAUGAUGCUAAUGAAUUAAACCCAUCACUCUCAAGAGAAAUGACAACUUCUCUCUCUAAAAUGCUAACACAUUCCAGUGCCUGGAGGACUGGUGAGAAUGAGGAAAGAGGAAGUGCUGAACAGUUACCUUCAGGAAUUCCAGGCUCUCAGCUGGAAUUUUCUAAGGAAAUGCAAAUGAACACAUAUGCUAAUUUACUGAGCACAUGGCAGCCAAAGCUCAAGGGGACAAGUCCUGAGGAAGAACCUUCAGUCUACUACAGCCCUGUCACACGCAGUGAUCCAGGAGGUAUGGAUCCGUCGAUCUUUCCUCCAGGAUUGGGCAGUGUCCUGGAUGCCCACAAGGAAUCGCUGCAGAGAUGUGUUCCUUCUGACACUCAAUCCGAGUUGGAGAUCGAAUUCGAUUCUGAUGAAGGGUCUUUAUUUACUCUAAGUUCUGAAAGUUCAGAGGGCACAAGGAAUGUGACUGAAGAAGAUGCACAUGGUGAGGAGACCAGUAGAGCCAGCGAGCCACUAGAGAAUGAGAACUCAGGGGGAAGGAUAGACAACAUGAGAUCAUUAGAGAGUCUUGAGGACAUCACCUUCCAGAACAUUCUGGGGAAAUGUGCGCAUCAGGAACAUUACUUUGAGAAGCCUCCCGUUUCUGGUCCAGACUCUGAUUUGCAUGAGACUCAUGAGGAAAGUGCCUCUAACAACAAUAUAUAUGAAGAUCCAUUAACCUUGCCCAGAUCCCUGAGCGAUAGUCCUAUAAGUGUGGAGAUUCCAGGUAUGUUCGUGUAUGACUACGUCAUAGCUCCUCAGCCAGAGACAGCAAAAUGGCAUUGCUCACUGAGAGACCUAAAAUUUUCAAAUGUGGAUAUUUUACCACAAACACCACCAUGUUCUGCUGCAGUUCCCUCACAUCCUGAUCAGUGUGCCUGCCAUGAAAGUGAAUCAGACAUUUGUAAAUAUGAACCAUUCUUUCAGGGAAUAGACCCAGUUCAAAAAGAUAGUCCUCUCAAGAUCAUUACAGGGGAAAACUUAAGACCUUCACAGAAAAAUUCUGAAGGGCAUGACAUGGAAUCCAACCCAAUGGAGAAUGAGGCAAAUGAAGAGUUUAUAUGUCCACUUGAGGAGGAUGAUUCUACAAAGGUUAGAAGCCAGACACACUUGUUGCAAUCCUAUGGUGAUGAACCUGCUCUUCAAUGUGAAAAAGGAGGGGGUGAAUAUUUUGAAUACUGUUCCAAAUACCAGGGACCAUUAUUUCAAGAGCUUCCAAAUAAAACCAAUUCCUUAAGAACACAAGAGCACGUUGGUGACAGAGAUUGGGGUGAAUUUUCAGAGGACAAUCAGUUGCAGUUAGAAAAAGAUGAUUCUAACUUUUAUAGUCAAAUGCAAACCCAGAGCAAUGAGAUGGAAGUUGGCUCUCUCUCUGAAGAACAACUCUAUUAUGACAAAGACAAGGAUGUUCAACUUGAUAGUCCAAGAUAA
Messenger RNA from Orycteropus afer afer, 3183 nucleotides. It is a transcript of the gene LRRC66, whose product is annotated as leucine rich repeat containing 66. The coding region runs from base 1 to 3183 and encodes 1060 amino acids. The transcript has 5 exons. The record is from RefSeq and is a predicted model, not a curated record. NCBI's taxonomy places the organism in Eukaryota, Metazoa, Chordata, Mammalia, Tubulidentata, Orycteropodidae. Gene Ontology annotation, molecular function: protein binding.